Molecule: messenger RNA, 924 nt
Organism: Saccharomyces kudriavzevii IFO 1802
Lineage: Eukaryota; Fungi; Ascomycota; Saccharomycetes; Saccharomycetales; Saccharomycetaceae
Gene: ODC2
Product: mitochondrial 2-oxodicarboxylate carrier
Exons: 1
Coding region: 1-924 (307 amino acids)
Biological process (GO): mitochondrial ATP transmembrane transport; mitochondrial ADP transmembrane transport
Cellular component (GO): mitochondrial inner membrane
Molecular function (GO): ATP:ADP antiporter activity
Source: RefSeq, a predicted model, not a curated record
AUGUCAUCAGACGCAAACGCAAAGCCAUUGCCUUUCAUAUACCAGUUCAUAUCGGGUGCCGUCGCUGGUAUCUCUGAAUUGGCCGUAAUGUACCCACUUGAUGUUGUCAAGACAAGGUUCCAACUGGAGGUGACGACGCCUGCAGCUGCUGCGGCAGGCAAGCAAGUGGAGAAAUACAAUGGUGUCAUUGAUUGUUUGAAAAAAAUUGUGAAGAAAGAGGGUUUCGGUAGACUAUACAGAGGCAUUAGUUCCCCAAUGUUGAUGGAAGCACCAAAGAGAGCCACUAAAUUUGCAUGCAACGAUCAAUACCAAAAAGUCUUCAAAAAUCUGUUCAACACGAAAGAAACUACGCAGAAGAUCUCCAUUGCGGCUGGCGCCUCUGCCGGGAUGACGGAAGCUGCCGUUAUUGUUCCUUUUGAGUUGAUCAAGAUCAGAAUGCAAGACAUCAAUUCCAACUAUCCCGGGCCAAUGGACUGUUUGAAAAAGACCAUCAAGAAUGAAGGUAUUACUGGGUUAUACAAGGGUGUUGAAUCCACUAUGUGGAGAAAUGCUCUUUGGAAUGGUGGUUACUUUGGUGUUAUCUUUCAAGUAAGAAACUCGAUGCCCGAGGCAAAGACAAAGGGACAAAAGACAAGAAACGAUCUUAUCGCGGGUGCCAUCGGUGGUACUGUCGGUACCAUGCUAAACACCCCUUUUGACGUGGUCAAAUCGAGAAUCCAGAGUGUAGACGCGGUUAACAGUGCCGUGAAGAAGUACAACUGGUCCCUACCCUCGUUGUUGAUCAUAUACCGUGAAGAAGGGUUCAGAGCAUUGUACAAAGGCUUUGUUCCAAAAGUGUGUAGACUGGCACCUGGCGGUUCAUUGAUGUUGGUCGUGUUCACUGGCAUGAUGAACUUUUUCAGAGAUCUUAAGUACGGACAUUGA